Molecule: messenger RNA, 14489 nt
Organism: Chrysochloris asiatica (Cape golden mole)
Lineage: Eukaryota; Metazoa; Chordata; Mammalia; Afrosoricida; Chrysochloridae
Product: KIAA1109 ortholog
Exons: 83
Coding region: 1-13992 (4663 amino acids)
Biological process (GO): synaptic vesicle endocytosis
Source: RefSeq, a predicted model, not a curated record
AUGGAACAAAGGAAGAAUGACAGUAUUGUCCCUAGUAUUACUCAAUUAGAAGAUUUUCUGACAGAACACAAUUCCAAUGUUGUUUGGCUCCUUGUUGCUACCAUUUUGUCCUGUGGAUGGAUUAUUUAUCUCACCUAUUAUAACUCCCGGAAUGUUGGUCUUAUUUUAACACUGGUUCUUAACAGAUUAUAUAAACAUGGCUAUAUCCAUAUUGGCUCUUUUUCUUUCUCUGUUCUUUCUGGAAAAGUCAUGGUUCGUGAAAUAUAUUACAUUACAGAAGACAUGUCAAUAAGAAUUCAAGAUGGAUUUAUCAUUUUUCGGUGGUGGAAAAUGUAUAACCCAAAGCAGAAACAACAUGAUCCAAAGGCAGAAACCAGAUUAUAUAUUACAGUCAAUGACUUUGAAUUUCAUGUAUACAAUCGUUCGGAUCUUUAUGGACGUCUUCAAGAAUUAUUUGGUUUGGAACCAACAAUAAUUCCACCAAAGAAGGACGAUGAUAAAACACGGGAAAAUGGAAGAACAAGAACCCAGUCAAAAAUGGAAAGAGUUAAAGUAAAAACAGAAUCUCAAGACCCCACAUCUUCCUGGAGGUCACUUAUUCCAGUCAUAAAGGUUAAUGUGAGCACAGGGCGUUUGGCCUUUGGGAAUCAUUACCAACCUCAAACUCUGUGCAUCAACUUUGAUGAUGCUUUCUUAACUUAUACUACAAAACCACCUUCAAGUCAUCUUGACCAAUUUAUGCAUAUUGUGAAAGGAAAACUUGAAAAUGUUCGAGUCAUGCUUGUUCCUAGUCCAAGAUAUGUUGGUCUUCAAAAUGAUGAACCACCAAGGUUAAUGGGAGAAGGCUUUGUGGUGAUGCAGUCCAAUGAUGUUGAUAUCUAUUACUACAUGGAUGAGCCAGGACUUGUUCCAGAAGAAACAGAAGAAAAUAUCGAAGAAGAUACGAGCAGUGAAGAUUGUAAAUUACAAGACUUGCCUCCAUGUUGGGGAUUGGAUAUAGUUUGUGGAAAAGGAACAGAUUUCAAUUAUGGACCAUGGGCUGAUAGGCAGAGAGAUUGUUUGUGGAAGUUUUUCUUUCCACCAGAUUAUCAAGUUCUAAAUGUUUCUGAAAUUGCACAGCCUGGGAGAUUAAGACAGAUCCUUGCUUUUGAACUACGAAUGAAUAUUAUUGCAGAUGCUACAAUUGACUUGCUGUUUACUAAAAAUAGGGAAACAAAUGCUGUACAUGUAAACGUAGGAGCUGGCUCAUAUUUAGAAAUUAAUAUCCCAAUGACAGUUGAGGAAAAUGGUUACACUCCAGCAAUUAAAGGGCAACUCUUACAUGUUGAUGCCACUACUAGCAUGCAGUAUCGGACCCUGUUAGAAGCAGAAAUGUUAGCAUUCCACAUCAAUGCAAGCUAUCCGCGAAUAUGGAAUAUGCCACAGACAUGGCAAUGUGAACUAGAGGUUUAUAAAGCCACCUACCACUUCAUCUUUGCACAGAAGAACUUUUUUACAGAUUUAAUUCAAGAUUGGUCUAGUGAUAAUGCUCCAGACAUUUUUUCAUUUGUUCCAUAUACAUGGACUUUUAAAAUCAUGUUUCAUCAGUUUGAAAUGAUUUGGGCUGCUAACCAACACAAUUGGAUUGACUGUUCCACCAAACAACAGGAGAAUGUUUAUCUUGCAGCCUGUGGAGAAACAUUAAACAUUGAUUUCUCUUUGCCUUUUACGGACUUUGUACCAGCUACAUGUAAUACCAAGUUCUCUUUAAGAGGAGAAGAUGUUGAUCUUCAUUUAUUCCUGCCAGAUUGCCACCCCAGUAAAUAUUCAUUGUUUAUGUUGGUAAAGAAUUGCCACCCAAAUAAAAUGACUAAUGAUACUGGUAUUCCUGCUGAAUGUCAAAGUGGCCAGAAAACAGUUAAACCAAAAUGGAGGAAUAUUACUCAAGAAAAGGCUGGUUGGGUUGAAUGCUGGACUGUCCCAAGUGUGAUGUUGACAAUUAAUUAUACAUGGCAUCCAAUUUAUCCACAAAAAGCAGAUGAACAGCUAAAGCAAUCAUUGUCAGAAAUGGAAGAAACAAUGCUAUCUGUACUAAGGCCGUCUCAGAAAACGACAGACAGAGCUGUUUCUUCUCCCUCUACUUCUUCACGCCCACCUGUUGAUCCCUCAGAACUUCCACCUGAUAAACUUCAUGUAGAAAUGGAACUCUCCCCAGACUCCCAGAUAACUCUUUAUGGACCUCUCUUAAAUGCCUUUCUGUGCAUAAAGGAAAAUUACUUUGGAGAGGAUGACAUGUAUAUGGAUUUUGAAGAGAUUAUUUCUAGUCCUGUUCUGUCACUGUCAACAUCAUCGAGCUCUGGGUGGACUGCUGUUGGAAUGGAAAACGACAAAAAGGAGAAUGAAAGUUCAGCCAAGUCAAUUCAUCCACUUUCUUUGCGUCCUUGGGAUAUUACUGUGCUUGUUAAUUUGUACAAAGUUCAUGGGCGUCUUCCUGUUCAUGGAACUACUGAUGGUCAUGAGUGCCCUACAGCUUUUUUGGAAAGACUAUGUUUUGAAAUGAAAAAAGGAUUUAGAGAGACCAUGCUACAACUUGUCCUGUCACCGCUGAAUGUGUUUGUCAGUGAUAACUAUCAGCAGCGACCUUCUGUGGAUGAAGUACUCAGGGAUGGUCACAUCAGUUUGUCUGGUCUGCAGUUGCGAGCACAUGCUAUGUUCUCAGCAGAAGGUCUUCCUUUGGGAAGUGAUUCCUUAGAAUAUGCAUGGCUAAUUGAUGUGCAGGCUGGAAGCCUUACAGCUAAGGUCACAGCACCACAGCUGGCAUAUCUCUUAGAGUGGGGACAGACAUUUGUUUUUCACGUGGUAUGUCGGGAGUAUGAACUGGAAAGACCCAAAUCAGUAAUAAUAUGUCAGCAUGGAAUUGAUCGUCGGUUCUGUGAAUCCAAGUUGAGUUGUAUUCCUGGGCCUUGUCCAGCUUCAGAUGAUUUGAAAUACACUAUGACUCGUUUAGCAGUAGAUGGAGCUGAUAUUUAUAUUGUGGAGCAUGGCUGUGCUACAAAUGUAAAGAUGGGUGCUAUCCGGGUUGCAAACUGUAAUCUCCACAAUCAGUCGGUUGGGGAAGGAAUAAGUGCUGCAAUUCAGGAUUUUCAAGUGAGACAGUACAUUGAGCAAUUAAACAAUUGCAGAGUUGGACUUCAGCCUGCAGUUCUACGGAGGGCAUAUUGGCUUGAAGCUGGGUCAGCCAAUUUAGGACUUAUUACUGUUGAUAUUGCAUUAGCUGCUGAUCAUCAUUCUAAACAUGAAGCACAAAGACAUUUCUUAGAAAUUCAUGAUGCCAGAACUAAGAGGUUGUGGUUUUUGUGGCCAGAUGAUACUCUGAAGAAUAAGAGGUGUAGGAACAAGUGUGGUUGUCUUGGUGGCUGCAGAUUCUUUGGUGGCACAAUAACUGGCCUAGAUUUCUUCAAACUUGAUGAAUUGACACCUUCCAGUAGCUCUGCAUUUUCAAGUACAAGUGCAGAAUCUGAUAUGUAUUAUGGACAGUCUCUGCUACAGCCUGGAGAAUGGAUUAUUACUAAAGAAAUUCCUAAAAUCAUAGAUGGGACUGUGAUGGAUCUCAUGGACUUUGACUACCAAGUGACAGUGAGCUUCCCCUGUGCAAGACAGGAAGUUAUCAAACAAGGGCUUACAGCUAAUUCUUUGCUAGACAGAGGAAUGCAACUUUCAGGAUCAACUUCAAAUACACCAUAUACUCCUCUGGAAAAGAAAGUUGUUGAUAACACAGAUGAUGAAACAUUAACAGAAGAAUGGACCCUGGGUCAACCUGUUUCCCAGACCAGGACAACGGCCAUAGUUGAAGUAAAAGGAACUGUGGAUAUUGUUCUGACUCCCCUGGUGGCUGAAGCUUUAGACAGAUAUAUUGAAGCAAUGGUUCAUUGUGCUAAUACCCAACAUCCAGCUGCAAUUGUAGACAAUCUUCAUGCAAAAGUCCUGAGGGAAGCUGUUCAAAAUAGCAAGACUACCUUCUCAGAAAAUUUAUCUUCCAAACAAGAUGUUAGAGGAAUGAAAACAGAGCACCCUACUAUAGGAACUACUAACCAAGGACAAGCACAAACAAAUCUUACAGUGAAGCAAGAUAAUGUAACGAUUAAAGGCCUUCAGGCAAAUGUUAGCAUACCAAAGGUAAAUUUAUGUUUGUUACAAGCUUCAGUGGAAGAAUCUCCAACUACAGCUCCUAGUAGAAAUGUGACUCAUGUUUCCCUAGUAGCAUUGUGCUUUGAUAGAAUUGCUACACAACUUCGUAUGAAUAGAGGUGUGGUUGAAGAGACUUCAAACAAUGCAGAACCUGGUAGAACACCAAAUUUUGAUAGGUAUGUCCAUGCCACUAAGAUGCAGCCUCAGUCAUCUGGCUCUCUGAGAUCAAAUGCUGGAGCAGAAAAAGGCAAAGAAAUUGCAGCCAAGUUAAAUAUUCAUCGAGUUCAUGGACAACUUAGGGGUCUUGAUACAACAGACAUUGGAACUUGUGCCAUCACUGCUAUUCCUUUUGAGAAGUCCAAAGUUUUGUUUACUCUCGAAGAGUUAGAUGAGUUCACUUUUGUGGAUGAAACUGAUCAUCAAGCUGUUGCAGAUGUAACUCGAAUAGGUCCCAGCCAAGAAAAAUGGGGUUGGAUAAUGUUUGAAUGUGGACUUGAAAAUCUAACCAUAAAAGGAGGAAGACAGUCUGGUGCUGUUUUAUAUAAUACCUUUGGAAUUAUGGGGAAAGCUAAUGUCACAGAAAGAGGUGGAGUACUGACAUCCAAUAAUUCUUCUGAUUCUCCAACCGGCAGUGGCUAUAAUACUGAUGUCUCUGAUGAUAAUCUUCCAUGUGACCGAACAAGUCCUUCCUCAGACUUAAAUGGAAAUUCUGUUUCUGAUGAACAAGAUGAAGGAGUUGAAUCUGAUGAUUUAAAAAAAGAUCUUCCUCUAAUGCCGCCGCCUCCAGAUUCAUGUAGCAUGAAGUUAACCAUCAAAGAAAUUUGGUUUAGUUUUGCAGCUCCCACCAAUAUGAGAUCUCCUACUCAUACAUUUUCUAGGCAGCUGAACCUUUUAAGCACUGCAACCCCUGCUGUUGGUGCAUGGCUUGUUCCUAUUGAUCAACUCAAAUCAUCCCUAAACAAGUUAGAAACUGAGGGAACCUUGAGAAUUUGUGCUGUUAUGGGAUGCAUAAUGACAGAAGCAUUAGAGAAUAAAAGUGUACACUUUCCCCUAAGAAGUAAAUAUAACAGACUUACAAAACUUGCCCGCUUUCUCCAAGAAAAUCCUUCAUGUUUACUAUGCAAUAUACUGCAUCACUACCUGCACCAGGCAAAUUACUCCAUCAUUGAUGAUGCUACAAUGAGUGAUGGACUUCCUGCUUUGGUAACUUUAAAGAAAGGUUUAGUUGCACUGGCAAGGCAGUGGAUGAAGUUUAUUGUGGUGACACCAGCCUUUAAAGGAGUUAGCUUACACAGACCAGCUCAGCCCCUGAAGCCUCAAACAGCAGUGGACCAUGAACAUGAAGAUGGACUUGGGCUAGAUAAUGGAGGUGGAUUGCAAAGUGAUACCAGUGCUGAUGGAGCUGAAUUUGAAUUUGAUGCAGCCACAGUCAGUGAGCAUACAAUGCUACUGGAAGGAACAGCUAACCGGCCUCCACCUGGUGGCUCUGGUCCUGUAACUGGAGCUGAGAUCAUGAGGAAACUUUCUAAGACUCAUACUCAUAGUGACUCAGCACUAAAAAUUAAGGGCAUUCACCCAUAUCAUUCUCUGAGCUAUACCAGCGGAGACACUGCCACGGAUUCGCCUGUACAUGUUGGGCGUUCUGGGAUGCCAGUAAAGGAGAGUCCGAGGAAGGAGAGUUUACUCAGCUACCUGACUGGAAGCUUCCCAAGCUUACACAAUCUCCUGGAAGGGACUCCCCAGAGAAGUAGUGCAGCUGUGAAAAGUAGCUCUCUAACGAGAACAGGAAAUACAGUGGCCACUGAUAUGUUAUCUGAACACCCCUUGUUAUCUGAACCAUCAUCUGUGAGCUUCUAUAAUUGGAUGUCAAAUGCUGUGGGUAAUCGAGGAAGCGUGGUACAAGAAUCUCCUGUUACAAAGUCAGUGCACAAUAGUCUUCCAACAGGUGUUGCACCCAAUCUUCCUACAAUACCUUCAGCUUCCGAUUUCAACACAGUUUUAUCUAGUGACCAGAAUACUUUGGAUGGUACACAUUCUCAGCAUAGUACUAGUCAAGAUGACGUGGCUGGUGUAGAAGAAGCAAACCAGGGGUUUCCUGCUGUUCAGCUUGCUGAUGCACAGGUUGUUUUUAAACCUCUUCUGAGUCAUACAGGGAUCCAAUCUCAGGAUGCAGUGCCACUUUGCUACCGAAUGUACUUUGGAGAGCACCUUUCAUUUUCAGGGACUUUGGACUGCCUCAGAGCAGAUAUUGUGGAUUCAGACACAGCCAAAGACAGAAAAGGCAAAAGAGCAAGAAGGCAAGGCCAUGUAAAUCUUCCUCCACUUGAAUUCAAACCAGCGUUAAUGUUGGAAACCUUUAGCAUCAGUGCUGUUGUAAUGGAAAAAUCAGUGUGUACUCCUCAGAACUCCACCAGCGCCCUCUCUUUUCAUGAUCUCAACAAGCGUUAUUACAAUACCUUCCACUGUAACUUUACUAUUUCCUGUCAGUCAAUAAGCCAGCACGUAGAUAUGGCAUUGGUUCGUCUUAUUCAUCAAUUUAGUACAAUGAUAGAUGACAUCAAAGCAACUCAGACGGACAUUAAACUAAGCAGAUAUACAGCUGGAUCAGCUUCCCCAACACCUACCUUCAAAACCAGAAAGCACCGUGAUUUUCGCUCCUCUGACUUCAGUCGCAGUUCUAGAGGAAGUCUUAAUGGUGGCAAUAGAGUAAAUAAUGCAAAAAAUAAAAGGACUAACAAUGAGAACAACAAAAAGGAAUCACGAAACAAAAAUUCAUUAGGAAGGUCUGAAAGAAGAACUUCAAAAGUGUCUAGGAAAGGUUCAAAGGAUGUGGCAGAUCACAUGACGAUUCAUAUGGAUGACUCCGAUUCAAUUACUGUGUCAGAGCAAAGUGAGCCUUCAGCUGAGUGCUGGCAGAACAUGUAUAAAUUGCUUAACUUCUACUCGCUUAUCUCAGAUCCAACAGGGAUAUUGGAAAAAUCUUCAGAAACAUUUGGGCCAGCAGGAGUUCGGAGUCCUACAGAACCAGCAUGUAAAGUUGUUUUUGAGAAUGAACAAGACAACAACAGUGUGACUAAGACACAGAGGAAACGUAGCUUAGUCACUUCUGAACCUCAGCACGUUACACUAAUAGUGUUUGGGAUUGGCAUGGUGAAUCGCACACACCUGGAGGCAGACAUUGGUGGGCUAACAAUGGAAUCAGAGCUGAAGAGAAUCCAUGGCAGCUUUACCCUUAAGGAAAAAAUGAAAGAUGUUUUACAUCAAAAGAUGACUGAGACAUGUGCUACUGCUCAUAUUGGUGGGGUUAAUAUUGUACUACUUGAAGGAAUUACACCGAAUAUACAACUGGAGGAUUUUCCUACAUCUCCUACAAGUACAGCCAAACAAGAGUUUCUAACUGUAGUGAAAUGUAGUAUUGCCAAGUCCCAAGCCCUCUACAGUGCUCAGAGAGGGCUGAAGACAAACAAUGCAGCCGUUUUCAAAGUAGGAGCUAUCAGCAUCAACAUUCCUCAGCAUCCUGCCACGUUACAUAGCAUGAUGGUUCGAAGUUCUCACCAACUAUCUAAACAGAUCUCAGACCUCAUUAGACAACCUUCUACAGCCCCACAACCUGUAAAAGAAGAUAUUGCAACACCCUUACCUUCUGAAAAAACCCCAACAAGUGUUAAUCAAACUCCAAUUGAAACUAAUGAAUUUCCACAACUCCCUGAAGGCUUAGAAAAGAAGCCUAUUGUUCUUAAGUUCAGCGCCAUGUUAGAUGGUAUAGCCAUUGGAGCAGCACUUUUACCAUCUCUGAAAGCGGAAUACAAGAUGGGAAGAAUGCGAAGUCAUGGAAUGACAGGUGCACAGACAAGGUUCACAUUUGAGUUGCCAAAUCACCGACUGCGUUUUACUUCAAAAGUGUCUGCGACAGAUAUGUCAACCAUACCUCCUUCUGCCAGUCUUAACCUUCCUCCUGUUACUAUGUCCGGGAAAUACAUAAUGGAAGAACAUGAUAGUUAUUCAGAUCAGGUGUGGAGUAUAGAUGAACUUCCCUCUAAACAAGGGUACUAUUUACAAGGAAAUUAUCUACGUUGUGUGGCCGAAGUUGGUUCCUUUGAGCAUAAUCUGACAACUGAUCUUCUUAACCACUUGGUAUUUGUACAGAAAGUGUUCAUGAAGGAAGUUAAUGAAGUAAUACAAAAAGUUUCUGGUGGGGAACAGCCUAUUCCUCUAUGGAAUGAACAUGAUGGAACAGCGGAUGGAGAUAAACCUAAAAUUCUCCUCUAUUCACUGAACUUACAGUUUAAGGGUAUUCAAGUAACCGCAACAACACCAUCAAUGAGAGCAGUGAGAUUUGAAACUGGUUUGAUUGAACUGGAGCUCUCAAACAGACUUCAAACCAAAGCUCUACCAGGGAGUAGCAGUUAUCUGAAACUGUUUGGUAAAUGCCAGGUGGAUUUAAAUCUGGCAUUAGGACAAAUUGUCAAACAUCAGGUUUAUGAGGAAGCUGGUUCUGAUUUUCAUCAAGUUGCCUAUUUUAAAACCAGAAUUGGAUUAAGAAAUGCACUCCGAGAAGAAAUCAGUGGUUCUUCAGAUAGAGAAGCUGUACUUAUUACUUUGAAUAGACCAAUUGUUUAUGCACAGCCUGUAGCCUUUGAUAGAGCUGUGCUGUUUUGGCUGAAUUAUAAGGCUGCCUAUGACAAUUGGAAUGAACAACGUAUGGCCUUACAUAAGGAUAUUCAUAUGGCAACAAAGGAAGUAGUAGACAUGCUGCCUGGUAUCCAGCAAACAUCAGCACAGGCCUUUGGGACUCUCUUCCUCCAGCUCACUGUGAAUGAUCUGGGAAUUUGCCUGCCUAUCACAAAUACUGCACAGUCUAAUCACACCGGAGACCUUGACACUGGUUCUGCUUUAGUAUUGACUAUUGAAAGCACCCUCAUCACUGCUUGCUCUUCAGAGUCUCUUGUUAGUAAAGGACAUUUCAAAAACUUUUGUAUACGUUUUGCUGAUGGCUUUGAGACAUCGUGGGAUGACUGGAAACCAGAAAUUCGUGGGGAUCUAGUGAUGAAUGCCUGUGUAGUUCCAGAUGGUACCUAUGAAGUAUGUUCAAGGACAACAGGACAAGCAGCGGCUGAAAGUAGUAGUGCUGGAACCUGGACACUCAAUGUACUGUGGAAAAUGUGUGGGAUUGAUGUCCACAUGGAUCCUAAUAUUGGCAAAAGGCUUAAUGCUCUGGGCAACACCCUUACAACACUGACAGGAGAGGAAGACAUAGAUGACAUUGCUGACCUAAACUCAGUUACCAUAGCUGACCUGUCAGAUGAGGAUGAAGUGGAUACUAUGUCUCCCACUAUCCAUACUGAAGCUAUCGAUUAUCGAAGACAAGGAACAUCUGGCAGCCAGCCAGGAGAACUUAGAGGAAGAAAAAUUGUGAAGCGUAUAGUAGAUAUUAGAGAACUGAAUGAACAGGCCAAAGUAAUAGAUGAUCUCAAAAAAUUGGGUGCAAGUGAAGGUACCAUAAACCAGGAAAUUCAACGUUAUCAGCAGUUAGAAUCUGUUGCUGUGAAUGACAUUCGAAGAGAUGUCCGUAAAAAGUUACGGAGAUCUAGUAUGCGAGCUGCUUCCCUAAAGGAUAAAUGGGGCUUGGGGUACAAACCAAGUUAUAGCCGAUCAAAAAGCAUUUCUGCUUCCGGAAGACCACCUCUUAAACGAAUGGAAAGGGCAAGUUCUCGAGUAGGAGAACCUGAGGAACUCCCAGAAAUACGUGUUGAUGCAGCAUCUCCUGGCCCCAGAGUAACUUUCAAUAUACAGGAUACAUUUCCUGAAGAGACGGAAUUGGACCUUUUGUCAGUAACCAUUGAUGGCCCAUCUCAUUAUUCAUCUAAUAAUAGUGAAGGAUCAUGUUCUGUGUUCAGCUCUCCCAAAACUCCAGGAGGCUUUUCACCAAGCAUUCCUUUCCAACCGGAAGAGAGUCGACGAGAUGAUAGUUUGUCUUCUACCAGUGAAGAUUCUGAGAAAGAUGAAAAGGAAGAAGACCAUGAAAGAGAAAGAUUUUAUAUUUACAGAAAACCCUCUCAUACAUCUCGUAAAAAAGCAACAGGUUUUGCUGCUGUUCAUCAGCUAUUUACCGAACGCUGGCCUACAACACCGGUCAACCGGAGUCUCAGUGGCACAACUACAGAGAGAAAUAUUGACUUUGAACUUGAUAUACGGGUUGAAAUUGAUAGUGGGAAAUGUGUACUCCACCCAACCACUCUCCUACAAGAACAUGAUGAUAUAAGCUUGAGAAGGAGUUACGAUAGAAGUUCUAGAAGCUUAGAUCACGAUUCUCCUUCUAAAAAGAAGAAGUUUCAAACUAAUUAUGCUUCUACCACCCAUUUAAUGACUGGUAAAAAAGUACCUUCAUCACUGCAGACAAAGCCUAGUGACUUGGAAACAACCGUAUUUUACAUUCCUGGAGUUGAUGUAAAGUUACAUUACAAUUCUAAGACUCUAAAGACUGAAUCACCUAAUGCAUCAAGAGGAUCUUCCUUGCCAAGAACACUCUCUAAAGAAUCCAAGCUGUAUGGUAUGAAAGAUAGUAGUGCAACAUCUCCUCCUUCUCCUCCUUUACCUUGCACUGUCCACAGCAAGACUAACACCUUACUACCUCCCCAACCCCCACCUAUUCCCUCAGCCAAAGGAAAAGGAAGUGGAGGAGUAAAGUUAGCCAAGUUAUAUGCCUGGGUAGCACUUCAGUCAUUGCCAGAAGAAAUGGUCAUUAGUCCCUGCCUAUUAGACUUUCUGGAAAAAGCAUUGGAAACUAUUCCAAUUACACCAAUUGAAAGAAAUUAUACAGCUGUCAGCUCACAAGAUGAAGAUAUGAGCCAUUUUGAAAUACCAGAGCCUAUGGAAGAAUCAACAACAUCAUUAGUAUCAUCUUCAACAUCUGCUUACUCUUCCUUCCCUGUAGAUGUUGUGGUUUAUGUGCGAGUUCAGCCAUCACAGAUCAAGUUUAGCUGUUUGCCAGUAUCUAGAGUGGAAUGCAUGCUAAAACUGCCAUCCUUAGACUUGGUGUUUUCUUCAAACCGAGGAGAGCUGGAGACUUUAGGGACUACAUAUCCUGCUGAGACUUUGUCUCCUGGAAGUAAUGCUCUUCAGAGUGGAACAAAGACCUCUGCAAACAAAACUGGAUUACCAGGUUCAUCAGGAUUAGGCAGCCCUCUUGGCAGAAGUCGACAUAGUAGUAGUCAGUCAGAUCUGACAAGUUCCACCAGCAGUUCAUCUGGUUUGAGCUUCACUGCAUGCAUGUCUGACUUUUCCCUGUAUGUGUUCCAUCCAUAUGGAGCAGGAAAACAAAAAACUGCUGUUUCUGGACUCACACCUGGAUCAGGAGGAUUGGGUAAUAUGGAUGAGGAAUCCACUUCAGUCACUGGCCGGAAAGACUCUCUUAGUAUAAAUCUUGAAUUUGUAAAAGUGAGUUUAUCUCGGAUAAGACGUUCAGGAGGUGCCUCAUUUUUUGAAAGCCAGUUUGUAAACAAGUCUGCAAGCAAAAUGGACACUACAUUAAUAAACAUAUCUGCUGUUUGUGAUAUAGGGUCUGCUUCCUUUAAAUAUGACAUGCGCCGACUCAGUGAAAUUCUGGCGUUUCCAAGAGCCUGGUACAGGAGAAGUAUUGCAAGACGCCUGUUCCUGGGAGACCAAACUAUAAAUUUGCCAACAUCUGGCCCAGGGACACCUGAUUCCAUUGAAGGGGUGAGCCAGCACCUUUCCCCAGAAUCAUCAAGAAAAGCUUACUGCAGGACCUGGGAGCAGCCCAGUCAGUCAGCUUCUUUCACCCACAUGCCUCAGUCACCUAAUGUGUUCAAUGAACAUAUAACAAACAGUACCAUGUCACCAGGGACUGCAGCACAGAGCCUAAAAUCCCCAGCUUCUAUAAGAUCCAGGAGUGUGUCAGAUUCUUCAGUUCCCAGAAGAGAUUCACUUUCAAAAACAUCAACUCCUUUUAAAUCAAACAAAGCUGCAAGUCAACAAGGGACCCCAUGGGAAACACUUGUUGUGUUUGCUAUCAACUUGAAGCAAUUAAAUGUUCAAAUGAAUAUGAGUAAUGUAAUGGGAAAUACAAAUUGGACAACUAGUGGUCUGAAGAGCCAAGGCCGCCUGUCUGUGGGAAGUAAUAGAGAUCGAGAGAUCAGUAUGUCUGUUGGUCUGGGAAGAUCACAGUUAGAUUCCAAAGGAGGUGUAGUUGGAGGGACCAUAGAUGUCAAUGCUUUGGAGAUGGUUGCUCAUAUUUCAGAACAUCCAAAUCAGCAACCUAGUCACAAAAUUCAGAUAACUAUGGGUUCUACUGAAGCUCGAGUUGAUUACAUGGGCUCAAGUAUUCUUAUGGGAAUCUUCAGUAAUGCUGAUCUUAAGCUUCAGGAUGAAUGGAAAGUAAACCUGUAUAAUUCGUUGGAGUCAAGUAUGACUGAUAAAAGUGAAAUUUUUGUCCAUGGUGAUUUGAAGUGGGAUAUUUUCCAAGUAAUGAUAUCAAGAUCAACCACACCAGAUCUGAUAAAAAUAGGAAUGAAGCUCCAGGAAUUUUUCACACAGCAGUUUGACACCAGCAAACGAGCCCUGUCUACCUGGGGACCAGUUCCUUAUCUUCCACCUAAAACAAUGACUAACAACCUAGAGAAAACUUCACAAGAACAGUUGCUUGAUGCAGCACAUCAUCGACAUUGGCCUGGAGUAUUGAAGGUAGUAUCAGGAUGCCAUAUAUCCUUAUUCCAGAUUCCAUUACCAGAAGAUGGAAUGCAGUUUGGAGGCUCAAUGAGCUUACAUGGAAAUCAUAUGACAUUGGCUUGUUUUCAUGGUCCUAAUUUCCGUUCAAAAUCCUGGGCCCUUUUUCAUUUAGAAGAACCAAAUAUUGCAUUUUGGACUGAAGCUCAGAAAAUCUGGGAAGAAGGUUCCAGUGAUCAUUCUACAUAUAUUGUACAAACAUUGGAUUUUCAUCUGGGUCAUAACACCAUGGUUACUAAACCAUGUGGAGCUUUGGAAAGUCCUAUGGCAACAAUAACUAAAAUAACAAGGCGUCGCCAUGAAAAUCCACCACAUGGAGUAGCAAGUGUGAAAGAAUGGUUCAAUUAUGUUACAGCCACCAGGAAUGAAGAGCUAAACCUGCUUCGCAAUGUGGAUGCUAACAACACUGAGAGUAGCACGACUGUGAAGAAUUCUAGCUUGUUAAGUGGAUUCAGAGGAGGUUCUAGCUACAAUCAUGAAACUGAAACUAUCUUUGCCUUACCAAGGAUGCAGCUUGACUUUAAGUCCAUUCAUGUUCAAGAACCGCAAGAACCUACAUUACAGGAUGCCAGCUUGAAGCCAAAGGUAGAAUGUAGUGUGGUGACAGAGUUCACUGACCACAUUUGUGUGACUAUGGAUGCUGAGCUGAUCAUGUUUCUUCAUGAUUUAGUGUCGGCUUAUCUAAAAGAAAAAGAAAAGGCCAUUUUUCCACCUCGAAUUUUAUCUACUCGACCGGGACAGAAAAGUCCAAUUAUUAUACAUGAUGAAAAUUCCUCUGACAAAGACAGAGAAGACAACAUCACUUAUACUACUGUGGACUGGAGAGAUUUUAUGUGUAACACAUGGCAUCUAGAACCCACUCUAAGAUUAAUUUCUUGGACUGGAAGAAAGAUUGAUCCUGUAGGCGUUGAUUAUAUUCUUCAAAAACUGGGCUUUCACCAUGCAAGGACUACUAUCCCUAAAUGGCUUCAGAGAGGAGUCAUGGAUCCACUGGACAAAGUUCUGUCAGUUCUUAUCAAAAAACUUGGUACUGCCCUACAGGAUGAAAAGGAAAAGAAAGGAAAAGACAAAGAAGAACACUAAAAAAAACUUAAUCCGUGAACAAAUUAUGAUUGUAUCUGUUAAGCUUAUUAACACUGGAGAUUUUUUUAAUGUAACAAAAUUAUUUUAAAUAUAACUUUAAAAUAAUUCUAAUUUUGUGGCCAUUAUAUUAAAAGUUUAUCUUACCCUGUUUAUUCCAAUUCUACCAUUCUGUAUACAGUGAAGUAUUGCAUGAUAAAUGUACAUUUGUGAAAGAACAGGUUAUGUAAAUCUCAUUAAGGUUGAUAAUUGUAUUAUGUGCAAUAUUAUUCCUGCAUUUUUACAAUAUUUGCAGAAUAACUGUGAAUUUUCUUUGUUACUGGCCAUAACUUUUAGGAAAAAAUCUUAUUGAUAAUGUGAUUUUUUUUUUAUCAUUAAACUUUCUUUUUGUAAUGUAGUACUGUAUAAAUACUUAUUUAUGUAUAGUUUGAGUAAAUGAAAUGUGAUUACAUACUACUAAAAUAUUAUUUGUAACUAUUGUAAUAAAAAGUCAAAAUAAU